CUUCAACUGGGGAUUUAAACUGAUGUCUACUGUUUAGACGACUACACAGGACGCGAGGAAUUAAAUGCACAGUCAUAUAGUCGACCUCUAUUCUUAGACUCUGUACUAAGCCAGCUGUGUUUUUCAUCUCUGCUGUUCAUAGACAAUCAUGGGAACAGAGGAAGCUAACGUAGACUGUUAGCUGCGAGAAUUCACAAGCCAAAUCCUUCAAGAGUCACACCCUAAUAUUCACUGUCCUCGCACCGGCCACGCGACUGCGGGUACAGAUGUGCGGCCCUGCUUUUCGGUCUGGAUCACAGCGCGACUGUUUCCUACAAAGGUCUCUGUGCAAAAACAACUAGAGGAAGCAUCAAGAAAGUCAUGUAUGUCCGGUUUCAGUCUACUUUGUUGGGAGACAGAUAACGUUAGUCGGCUAGCUAGUGUGUGAUCAUCAUCACUCCUCUGGGCUAUGAGUUCACCGAUGUACACGUUUGUUUUGAGAGAUGACAACAGCACUGUGUAUGCCGAGGUCGCCAAGAUCCUCAUCUCUACUGGAAAAUGGAAACGACUGAAGAAGGACAAUCCUCGGUUCAAUUUAAUGUUGGGAGAGAGAAAUCGGCUGCCUUUUGGACGGCUGGGUCAUGAACCGGGAUUGAUGCAGCUGGUGAAUUAUUACAGAGGAGCCGAUAAACUGUGUCGCAAAGCAUCACUGGUCAAGAUUAUCAAGACCAGUCCAGAGUUAAAGGACUCGUGUAACUGGUUCCCUGAGUCUUACAUCAUAUACCCAACCAACCUCAACACCCCAGUGGCCCCAGCCACCAAUGGCAUCAGCCACAUGAAGAGCAACCCAAAGACAGAUGAGCGGGAGGUCUUCUUGGCUUCUUAUAACUCCAGAAAGGAAAGCGGAGAGGGAACGGUGUGGAUCGCCAAAUCAUCAGCAGGUGCAAAAGGGGCAGGCAUAUUGAUAUCUCAUGAUGCAAAUGAGUCGCUGGAGUUCAUCGAUAAUCAAGGCCAAGUGCAUGUCAUUCAGAAGUAUCUGGAAAAACCUCUGCUAUUGGAGCCGGGACAUCGCAAAUUUGAUAUAAGGAGUUGGGUGCUUGUAGACCAUCAGUAUAAUAUCUACUUGUACCGUGAGGGUGUGUUGAGGACGUCUUCUGAGCCCUACAACAGCUCAGAUCUGCAGAACAUGACCAGUCACCUGACCAAUCACUGCAUCCAGAAGGAGCAUUCGCAGAACUACGGCCGCUAUGAGGAGGGCAACGAGAUGUUCUUUGAUGAGUUCAGACAGGACCUGUUGACCACACACAAUGUUGCCAUGGAAACAUCUAUUUUACCUCAGAUCAAGCAUAUCAUCAGGUGCUCCUUCACUGAAAAAGUUUUUUCAAAUCUGAUUGCAUGUGUGCCUGCAAAUGAUUUAAACAAGUAGAAAAUGCCAUAACUAUUUUUGUGUUAGAGAUGUACAGUGGGUCCAAAAGUUUGAGAAUUUACUUUUUUACAGUUGAAUUUUUC
Molecule: messenger RNA, 1488 nt
Organism: Sinocyclocheilus rhinocerous
Lineage: Eukaryota; Metazoa; Chordata; Actinopteri; Cypriniformes; Cyprinidae
Product: tubulin--tyrosine ligase-like
Exons: 5
Coding region: 449-1405 (318 amino acids)
Biological process (GO): microtubule cytoskeleton organization; protein modification process
Cellular component (GO): spindle microtubule
Molecular function (GO): tubulin-tyrosine ligase activity
Source: RefSeq, a predicted model, not a curated record